GAAUGCAACGCCGCACACGCACUCAGACAGCUUGGCACUGAUUUUUGUACCAGCAAGCGCCACCGCGUCUACUUGAAAACAGCUCGUUCUAGUUGCGUCGUUUAAUUUUUAUUAUUACUAGUUGUGCUCAUCCUUCAGUUUCUAUCAGCAAUUUAUUAGUUUUUUAUUAUUUUGCUGUAGUUUUUCAAUUAAUUUAAUAUUAUUAAGUGAAGCGAUAUUGUAUUCGCCGUAAUCUGUGUGGUCUUCAUCUGACAACGACAACCGAUCACAACGUUUGUAUUGAGUUCAACCGAAAUAUGGCUCACGGUGCACCAGACGAACCUGUCGGUAAAGUAGAAGAAAAGAGGCCUAAAGCGCCUGUUGGCUCCAGAAGAAUAUUUCCUCCGCAAUUUAAAUUACAGGUGUUAGAUUCCUACCGACAAGACUCAGAUUGCCAAGGAAAUCAAAGAGCAACAGCUCGAAAGUAUGGUAUUCAUAGAAGACAAAUCCAAAAAUGGCUACAAACUGAGACAAGUUUACGAUUAGCAGUACAGCAAGCAGUUGGUGCACCAAAACCUCCUAAAACAGCCAUUACUACUGUUGAAACAUCAGGUUCUGAUAGUGAUGUUAAUGUUGAAGAUUUAUCCGAUACAGAAGAUUCUGCAUUAGAUCUAUCUACAACAUGCUUAGAUCUUACAAAACGUAAAAGAGAAGAAGAUUUGGAUUUAGAAUCUUGUAAAAAGCGACCAUUGGCACCUAUGGUAGAAACGGCUGAGAGACCAUUAUAUGUGAGUCCUAUCAGAUAUCCUUAUGUAGAUUACCCUCUCUAUUAUUGUUGGCCACCAUGUUGCUACAGACCAUGCUAUGUUGAAAGACCUGUUCCCCAAAGACUGACCUGUUCAUUGGACUUGAAAGUAUGUGCUUACGAACAAAAGGAACCUUCAUUAUUGGAUAUAUCGUAUCCACAAAAUUGGAAUAAACAGGAUUUCAGAUUUUCUAGUUCAGUAUAAAUUUUUAUUAAAUUUAUAUGGAACCAUUACUUAAACAAUGUUAAAUUUAUAAAUAUGAGUCUUAAUUAAUUCUGAAGUAUAUGUUGAGUGAUCUUUGACAAAGUAGUUGAAAGUUAGAACAGCGCUUAUAUAUAAUGCCAUUCAUUAUCCGUACCAUAUAUUACUAUUUUUAUUUUUACUUUUUUAGUUUAAAAAAAUAAACCUUUAAUUUUAUAAUAUUAAAGACUUAUAAAUUAGUAUAUUAUUUAAUAUAUCAAUGUCUUGCAAAUCUUUAUUGUAGGUACUACAAUGAAAUGUAUGGUAAUAUAAAACCAUAUAAAUAUAUUAUAUAUUAAAACUUAAUUUUAAAAUUGUAAUGUCAGUAAGUGUUAAAUAAAUAGAUAUUUAAAAUUUCUAUAGCAGAAUUAAUGUUUUUAAAAAAUCAUAAUAAUUUCAUUAAUUUAAAAUUUCUCUGAUUCUAUAAUACAUAUUGUAAACUAGCUCUUAUUAAAAAAAAAAAAAUUGAAUUUUUUUAAGUUCCUAUAAUAAGGCUAGACAUAAUAAAAAUACAACUUUUAUUUAUCAAAUUCUAACUUGAAAAAAAUAUGUGCCAAUAAAAAAUUGAAAAAAAAAUUGCUCAAGUCUUUUUGUCUUCCGAAUAAAAUUAAGUUUAUAAUGCUUUAAUAUUUUUCUUGCAUUGUGUGCCUUACAUUUUCUAUACUUAUUUAAAAUAUUAAACAUUGUGAAAUUUGUGUUAUCUCCUAAUGAGAUUAAAUUCUUGCUCAAUCAUGUUUUGAUUAAACUUUAUUGUAACCAUUAAUAUAACUAUAUUAUAUAAAUUUAAAUUAUUUUGUAAAUGUUACAUUGUAGAUCUGCUGCAUAAUAUGUAUAUUUUUAUAAAAAAUGUUUUGUAAAGUUAAAAUUAUUUUUAAAUCUAA
Daktulosphaira vitifoliae (grape phylloxera) is the source of this 1906-nucleotide messenger RNA. RefSeq lists its product as uncharacterized. The transcript is spliced from 2 exons. Lineage: Eukaryota; Metazoa; Arthropoda; Insecta; Hemiptera; Phylloxeridae. The coding region runs from base 297 to 989 and encodes 230 amino acids. The record is from RefSeq and is a predicted model, not a curated record.